UGCCGAACUUUCACCCAGGCGCCGGCAGGUGGCGAUGAGGCUCUCCGUGGGCCGCUCUGUCUGACGCGUGCACCUCUGUGCGGGCCACAGACGCUGCAGCUGUACUUCCGGGCGCUGAUGCAGGUGAGCCAGGGUCUCUCGAAAACCUCAAUGCCGUCAACCCAAAGAUGCAGAAGAUCUCCGUGUUGCUCUUCCUGGCCUGGGUCUGCUUCCUCUUCUAUGCUGGCAUUGCCCUCUUCACCAGUGGCUUCCUUCUCACCCGUUUGGAGCUCACUAACCAUAGCAGCUGCCAAGAGCCCCCAGGUCCUGGGUUCCUGCCUUGGGGAAAUCAAGGGAAGCCUGGGGCCUGCUGGAUGGCUUCCCGGUUCUCCCGGGUUGUGUUGGUGCUGAUAGAUGCCCUGCGAUUUGACUUUGCCCAGCCCCAGUACUCACAAGUGCCUGGGGAGCCUCCUGUCUCACUGCCCUUCCUGGGCAAACUACGCUCCUUGCAAAGGAUCCUGGAGAUUCAGCCCCACCAUGCCCGACUCUAYCGAUCGCAGGUUGAUCCUCCUACGACCACCAUGCAGCGCCUCAAGGCCCUCACCACCGGCUCAUUACCUACUUUUAUUGAUGCUGGCAAUAACUUUGCCAGCCAUGCCAUAUUGGAAGACAAUCUUAUUAAACAACUCACCAAUGCAGGAAGGCGUGUAGUCUUCAUGGGAGAUGAUACCUGGAAAGAUCUUUUCCCUGGAGCUUUUUCAAAAGCUUUCUUCUUCUCUUCCUUCAAUGUCAGAGACCUACACACAGUGGACAAUGGCAUCCUGGAACACCUGUAUCCCACCAUGGACAGUGGUGAAUGGGACGUGCUGAUUGCUCACUUCCUGGGUGUGGAUCAUUGUGGCCACAAGCAUGGCCCUCACCACCCUGAAAUGGCCAAGAAACUUAGCCAGAUGGACCAGGUGAUCCAGGGACUUGUGGACCGUUUGGAGAAUGACACACUGCUGGUGGUGGCUGGGGACCACGGGAUGACCAUGAAUGGAGACCAUGGAGGGGACAGUGAGCUGGAAGUCUCAGCUGCACUCUUUCUAUAYAGCCCCACAGCCCUGUUUCCCAGCACCCCACCAGAGGAGCCAGAAGUGAUUCCUCAAGUCAGCCUUGUGCCCACACUGGCCCUGCUACUAGGCCUGCCCAUACCAUUUGGAAACAUUGGGGAGGUGAUAGCUGAGCUGUUCUCAGCGGGCAAGGACUCCCAGCCCCACCUCUCUGCUCUAGCCCAAGCCUCAGCUCUCCAUCUCAAUGCCCAGCAGGUAUCCCGAUUUCUUCAUACCUACUCAGCUGCAACUCAGGACCUCCAAGUUAAGGAGCUUCAUCAGCUACAGAAUCUCUUCUCCAAGGCCUCUGCUGACUACCAGUGGCUUCUUCAGAACUCCCAAGGGGCUGAGGCUGCAUUGCAGACUGUGAUUGCUGAGCUGCAGCAAUUCCUGCGGGGAGCUCGGGCUAUAUGCAUUGAGUCUUGGGCCCGUUUCUCUCUGGUCCGCAUGGCAGGGGGUGCUGCUCUCUUGGCUGCUGCCUGCUUUCUCUGUCUGCUCGCAUCCCAGUGGGCAACAUCCCCAAGCUUCCACUUUCGCCCUCUGCUGCUUAUACCUGGGGCCUGGGGCCUGGGUGGAGCCAUACUAUAUGCAGGACUCCUGGCAACUACUGGGCUGAAGCUGGAUCCAGUGGUUCUGGGGACCAUGGCUGCAACAAGCUCACUUCUCCCUUUUCUGUGGAAAGCUUGGGCUGGCUGGGGGUCUAAGAGGCCCAUAGCAACUCUGCUUCCCAUCCCUGGGCCUGUCCUUUUACUCCUGCUCAUUCGCUUGGCUGCCUUCUUCUCUGAUAGUUUUGUUGUAGCUGAGGCCAGGGCUACCCCCUUCCUUUUGGGCUCACUCAUUUUGCUCCUGGUUGCCCAGCUUCACUGGGAGGGUCAGCUGCUGCCGCCUAAACUGCUCACAAUACCCCGCCUUGGCUCUUCUUCCCCAACAGGCCCCCCACGGCACAGUGGUGCAUAUGCCCUGAAGCUUGGAGUUGGGUUGCUUUUAUGUACAAGGCUAGCUGGGCUUUUUCAUCGCUGCCCUGAAGAGACACCUGCUUGCCACUCCUCUCCCUGGCUGAGUCCUCUGGCAUCCAUGGUGGGAGGUCGAGCCAAAAAUUUGUGGUACGGAGCUUGUGUUGGGGCACUGGUGACCCUAUUAGUUGCUGUGCGACUAUGGCUUGGCCGCUAUGGUAAUCUCAAGAGCCCUGAGCCCCCUGUGCUCUUUGUGCGCUGGGGGCUGCCUGUAAUGGCACUGGGCACUGCUGCCUACUGGGCAUUGGCAUCGGGGGCCGAUGAAGCACCCCCGCGUCUACGAGCCCUGGUUGCUGGGGCAUCAGUUGUGCUUCCUCGGGCAGUGGUGGCGCUGGCUGCUUCAGGACUCAUGCUGCUUCUCUGGAGGCCUGUGACAGUGCUGGUAAAGGCUGGGGCAAGUGCCCCAAGGACCAGGAUUGUCCUCACUCCCUUCUCGGGGCCCCCUACUUCUCAAGCUGACUUGGAUUAUGUGGUCCCUCAAAUUUACCGACACAUGCAGGAGGAGUUCCGGGGCCGGCUAGAGAGGACCAAAUCUCAGGGUCCCUUGACUGUGGCCGCCUAUCAGUUGGGGAGCAUCUACUCAGCUGCUAUGGUCACGGCCCUCACCUUUUUGGCCUUUCCACUUCUGCUAUUGCAUGCAGAGCGCAUCAGCCUUGUGUUCCUGCUUCUGUUUCUGCAGAGCUUCCUUCUCCUGCAUCUGCUUGCUGCUGGGAUACCCAUCACCACCUCUGGUCCUUUUACUGUGCCAUGGCAGGCAGUGUCAGCAUGGGCCCUCAUGGCCACACAGACCUUCUACUCUACAGGCCACCAGCCUGUCUUUCCAGCCAUCCAUUGGCAUGCAGCUUUUGUGGGAUUCCCAGAAGGUCAUGGCUCCUCUACUUGGCUGCCUGCUUUGCUAGUAGGAGCCAACACCUUUGCCUCCCACCUCCUCUUUUCAGUAGGUUGCCCACUACUUCUGUUGUGGCCUUUCCUAUGUGAGAGUCAAGGGCCAAGGAAGAGGCGGCAACCCCCAGGGAGUGAAGCUGAGGCCAGAGUCAGGCCUGAGGAGGAGGURGAGGAGCCACUGAUGGAGAUGAGGCUCCGGGAUGCACCUCACCACUUCAAUGCAGCACUUCUGCAGCUGGGCCUCAAGUACCUCUUUGUCCUUGGUGUUCAGAUUCUGGCUUGUACCUUGGCUGCCUCCAUCCUCCGCAGGCAUCUCAUGGUCUGGAAGGUGUUUGCCCCCAAGUUCAUUUUUGAGGCCAUAGGCUUCAUCGUGAGCAGCGUGGGACUUCUCCUGGGCAUAGCAUUGGUGAUGCGAGUGGAUGGUGCUGUGAGCUCCUGGUUCAGAAAACUAGUUCUGGCUCAGCAGAGGUAGCCUAGGCUAUGGAUGCUUAUAUCUGACUACAGAGAGAACUGGAGAAUAAUAUAGCUUGGCCUGUACAGGUGCUAGCUAAACUACAAGAGAGGCUCAGCUACAUCUCUUUCCACCAUGCAGCCAGGCACUGCUGGCUCUGGGACUUCAUUAUUUUAGAAUUYAAAAUCACAGUGGAGUCUGAUCCCUAACUCCUGAUUUGGUUGCAUCUGAUGGAUAAGGGUGUUAGCUAUGGUGGGUCUCCAAGUGGAAUAAAAAAAUGUAAAUAUGUUUGUCUGAGAUGUGGGGGAGUCCCCACUGUCAUACAUGUGUUGAAGGGAGGGUCAGUCUCCUCUCUCAGGCAGAUUGGAUCAGUCAUCUUAGACAUGCUUGGCUAUACCUGAGAACCUUUGGCAAGAGGUUGGAGUUGUCUGAAUUUACUGCCCCCACUUUUUCCUAAAUCAGUCCUGUUAUCCCACCUAUGAUUUUCCUUUGCUAUUCAGUCAACACAUUUUUUGAGUUCUUACACUUUGGCUGAUUGCAGAGAAGACUGAGAAGAUAAACCCAGGUAUCAUAGAGUACACAGAAUUUCACUGAAGCCCCAAAUCAUCUUCCCUAAUGUGUCCUUUCACUCUAAGACACUUUGCUCUUCACUUCUGUGGAAGCCUCCCUAGUUUCCCAACCUGUGCUGCCUAUUUAUUUAUUUAUGAUACUGGGGAUUGAACCCAGGGCUGCUUUACCACUGUGCCACAUCCCUAGCCU
This is a messenger RNA of Urocitellus parryii (Arctic ground squirrel), 4178 nucleotides long. RefSeq names its product phosphatidylinositol glycan anchor biosynthesis class O (gene Pigo). Gene Ontology annotation, cellular component: endoplasmic reticulum membrane. The record is from RefSeq and is a predicted model, not a curated record. Lineage: Eukaryota; Metazoa; Chordata; Mammalia; Rodentia; Sciuridae. Gene Ontology annotation, molecular function: mannose-ethanolamine phosphotransferase activity. Gene Ontology annotation, biological process: GPI anchor biosynthetic process.